AGUUAAUCAACCAGAAGGUAAAAGUUUCUCCCCUUCUGCAGAGAAUCCCGAGUUUGUCUCUCUGGUCUCUGUUGUCAUAAAAAAUCUGCUGGAUUUGCAGAAGGCCAGCGUGUAGAAUCCCAGACUUGAGCAGGUCACAGGAAGAUGGAGAAGCAGAUCCUCAUCAUUUUCCUGGCUGCAUCCUGCGAAAGUGUGAUAAGAGCCUCUGUAGAGGCAGAGGACCUCCCUCAGCAGCUCCCACUUUCAGGGGCCCAGGAUGUUCGUCCACGCUUUAAGAGAGACUGGAUUUGGAACCAAAUGCACAUCCAGGAGGAGAUGACUAGCAAGCUCCCUCAUCACGUGGGCAAGAUCACAUCAAGUGUGAACAGCAAAAAUGCCAGGUAUGUUCUCAAAGGGCCCGAGGCGGGCAAAGGCAAACUCUUUCGAGUCAAUGAACAGACUGGAGAUGUGUAUGCUUUCGAGAGACUGGACCGGGAGAAGAAAUCGGAAUAUUACCUCACUGCAUACAUUGUGGACAAAGAUACCAACGAGAACCUGGAGCCACCCUCCAACUUUACCAUCAAAGUUCAUGACGUGAAUGAUAACGCCCCCGAAUUUGCACAGAGAGUUUACAAUGGCUCGGUGCCGGAGAUGUCAGGUGUUGGAACUUCAGUCACCAGGAUCACAGCAGUGGACGCAGAUGACCCCACCGUGUUAGGCCAUGCCUCAGUUUCCUACAAUAUAAUUCGUGGCAGAGAAUAUUUCACCAUCGACAGUUCUGGCACCAUCUUUACAGCUGUAAAUAACCUGGAUCGAGAAAAGCAGUCCAAGUAUGAGAUUGUGGUGGAAGCCAGAGAUGGUCCAGGGCUCCAUGGGGAGUCCAGCACAGCCACCGUGGUCAUCACUUUGAGUGACAUCAAUGACAACUUCCCUAUCUUCACUGAAACAAAUUACAAAUUUGUGGUUCCUGAAGAUAUCCGAGUGGGAAGCCCCCUGGGGUCCCUGACAGUCGAAGACCCUGAUGAGCCCCAGAACCGAAUGACCAAGUACAGCAUCGUCCAGGGAGAAUACAGGGACACCUUUGUCAUUGAGCUCGAUGCUUCCAGGAACGAAGGCAUCAUCAAGCCCAUGAAGCCCCUGGACUAUGAGCACAUCAAAGAAUAUAGCUUCACCAUUGAGGCAACAGACCCAACAAUCAACCUCCGGUACCUGAAUAACGUUCCCUCAAAGAACCUAGCUGUUGUUUACAUCAAUGUCACUGAUGUGGAUGAGCCACCAGUAUUCUCUCAACAUUUCUACCACUUCAAGCUGAUGGAAAAUCAAAAGAAACCCUUAAUUGGCUCAGUGUUAGCCAGGGACCCUGAUGCGGCUCAACGGAAUAUUGGAUACUCCAUCCGGAAGAACAGCGAUAGAGGACAAUUUUUCAGAAUCACCAAGCAGGGUUACAUUUCCAAUGUUAAGGAGUUGGACCGUGAAAUCUACCCUUGGUAUAACCUGACCGUUGAAGCCAAAGAGCUGGAUCCUCAUGGUGUCCCCACGGGACUAGAAUCCAUUGUUCAAGUUCACAUGGAGAUCCUGGAUAUGAACGACAAUGCCCCAGAGAUUGCACAACCCAAUGAUGCCAAAGUGUGUGAGAACGCCGCCCCCGGAACAUUAGUCACGCGGAUCUUAGCCACAGACAAGGAUAUCACACCACCAGAUGUGAAAUUCAGAUACUCACUGAGUAGAGAGGACAGCAACUUCACCCUGACAGAAAAUGGAGACAAUUCGGCCAACAUCACGGUGAAGUACGGUCAGUUUGAUCGGGAGAGAGCCAAGGUUCACUACCUUCCUGUGGUAGUUUCCGACAACGGGAAACCCAGCCUCACAGGCACCACCACCCUCGUCAUCACAGUGUGCAAAUGCAAUGAACAUGGGGAGCCCACCUUCUGUGAAGAGCCAGCCAGGCAGGUGGGAGUGAGCAUCCAGGCCCUUGUAGCCAUCUUUCUGUGCAUCCUCACCAUCAUUGUGAUCACGGUGCUAAUCGUCCUCCGACGGCGGUUAAGGAAACAGGACAGAGCCCAAGGCAAGAACGUAGCAGAGAUCCAUGAGCAGCUGGUCACCUAUGAUGAGGAAGGUGGCGGGGAGAUGGAUACCAACAGCUACGAUGUAUCUGUGCUCAACUCAGUCCGCAAGACCAGCGGGAAGCCUCCGGGAGGGAAGCCCCCCAGGCCUGCUCUGGAUGCUCGGCCUUCUCUCUAUGCUCAGAUCCAGAAGCCUCCGAGGUCUGCUCACCCCCAGGCGGUUCCCGGGGAGAUGGCUGUCAUGAUCGAGGUGAAGAAGGAUGAGGCGGACCAUGAUGGUGGUGGGCCCCCGUAUGAUACACUCCACAUCUAUGGCUACGAAGGAGCCGAGUCCAUUGCCGAGUCACUCAGCAGCCUUGUCACGGACUCCUCUGACUCAGAUGUUGACUAUGAUUUCUUGAAUGACUGGGGACCCAGGUUCAAAAUGUUGGCUGAGCUCUAUGGCACUGAGCCUAGCCAUGAGUUAGUAUAUUAGAGUCACCACUGACUGGGGACCAUGAAGGACAGAGGUCGUCAGAGGCCAGCCACAAUUGGCACGGAAGGCCGAGUUCUCACACUACGGGUCAACAAAACCCUUUUCAUUUGGAUCCCAGAAACCAGCCCCUUUGCAGGAAAAAAUCCAAAUCCUCAAGGCCACCUGAAAGAGACUGUAAGGAUAGACCAAGCCACUUUCUAAUUUCUUGCUCAAUAACUGUUGAGUUCACUUGAAUUUGGAAGAUGUAGAAAAACAGAGUAUAAUCACACACCCCAUCCCAUAUUUAUCUACCUACCUGGAGAGGCAGUAGGAUGUAGUAGAAAAAUACCUGGAUUUUGACCCAAGUUCAAAUUUUGCCUCUGCUAUUCACUGCUUAUGAAUGUGAAAAAGUCACUUCUCUGGGCCUCAGUUUCCUCUUUUGUAAAAUGAAGUGAAUGGACUGGUUGUUGUCCUUUGGUGCUCAAAGAAGACCAAAAUGGCAUCUCUAUGUCAGGGUCAAGGUACAGUGUGUCCAACUGGGGCUGAUCAGACCAAGGCAACCUCUAAGGUCUCUUCCGGCUCCAAACCCUGGGAUUAUGUGAAAAACAUGGUCAUUCUGACGAUGAAGGCACCACCAUCUAUCUACCUGAUGGCAGAUGCCACGUGAGAGAGCAAAUUAGCCAUUUCUACACGGCUUGCCGUGGCAACUAAGCAAGACCUGACGGCUCAGUCCCAUGCAGUACUUUGGGAGAGAAGAUAUCCACAGGGAAGCCAAGCUGACGGCACUUUGCUUUGCUUCAAAUUAGCACAAAGCUUUGCGGAAAAAUCUCCAUAGGUCACCCUUACUCCCUUUGAACCAACAAUACUAGAAGGACUCCCCCCUACACAUACACACACACACAGAGACCACACCACACCCAGUUCCUUAAAUCUGCUAACCACAGCGACCAUCUUUGGACUUUGGAGGCUACAGUGGUUAAAAUUCUCAGGCACCUCCUUAAUGAAUUUCAACUUCUAGAUCAGUCUGGUUUGGGUUCCAUGACCACAGAGAAGUGAACUUGGUGACCUGUGACUUCUGGAUGUGAUCUAUCCAGCUAGCUGGGCUAUUUCUAUUCAGUGAAUGGCCGGUGGAUCCUAGAAAUCUCUCUCUCUCUCUCUCUCUCUCUCUCUCUCUCUCUCUCUCUCUCUCUCUCUCUCUCUCUCACACACACACACACACACACACACACACACACACAUCUCUUAGAAACAGAAAUGCAUCCAUCAAUCAAGUAUGUACUUACCUUUGUUCUCUUAGAUCCUCUUCCAAAUACACACAAAAUCUCAGAGCUGGAAGAACUCUCAGAGGUCAGAUAUUCCAACCCCAUAGCUCCUAAACAUCCUAGAAAAGCAGUUGGUCAAAUGGCCUUUGCGUGAAGACGCAGGGAAGGAAAACUCACUACCUCCCAAGGCAAUCCAUUCCACUUUUGGACAGCUCUAAGUGUUAGGAAGUUUUUCUUAUACAGAGGUAAAAUCUGCCCCUGCGAUUUCCACCUAAUUAUAAUCCUGCCUAAUUUCUCCUAAUUCUGCCUUCUGAUUCCAAGCACAUUAAUUCUUAUCCUUCAUCAUGGCAGACCUUCAGACACUUGCAAACAGGAAGGCUUAUAUUUUCCUUAAGGAAAACUUUGUUAAAUUGUCUUUCCUGCAGACUGACCAUCUCCCAGUUCUUUCACCCAAUCUCCAUUAAGGCAAUGCUCCUAAGUACCUCACAAACCUGAUCCCCCCUUCCCCUGAAUAUGCUCUAAUUAUUCAGUGGCAUGCCUCAAAUCAGACACAAUACUCUGGUUGUGCUCUAAGACAAAGGACAGUGGGACACUCGUCUCCCUUGUUCUGAAUAUCCUGCCUCUAUUAAUGCACUAUUGCACCUGUGUAUAAUGCAGCAUUGGGUCUCAUUAUCUGUUGGGACUGCCCCAUCAUAUUGUUGACUUACAUUCAACUUGGAGUUGACUAGACCCCAUCAAUAUCACCCCCACUCUCAGGACAAAGCCAGACAAAGCUCCCAACACCACUUUAACAACUUAACUCUUGUACUGUGGCAUUGAAGGAUCCAUUGAACCCCUCUCCCAACCUUUGAAAUACAGAUUUAAUUUUUCCUCACAGAUGAGAUGAGAUGAUAGAGUUGGGAAAUGACCCACUACAGAAUAGAAUUUAAGACCAUCUUUUGUCCAUCUCCAAAUUUUCAACUUUUAACAUUUAAAGGAUCUGUGAUUUUGUUCUCCUUGUUACCACCCCCCCACCCCAACCAAUGCAUAUGGAAACCUCUUACUAUGUAAUAGGUAGUCUUUCAGAGUUGCUGUAUCUGAAAAUUUCAUUAACCUGUGCUCAACCUGGUGAGGUACCUCUCUGAAUUUAUCUAGUCUGGUCCUUGAACGACAAGCGCACGUUCACAGGGCCCAUACUUCCUGCUUAGUAAGAAACAUGUAUUCCAAUGGCAAAACCUUUGUAAAGUCCGGGUCAUCUGUGCAGGCACCACAAAAGGGCUGCAAACAAAGAAUGAAUCUUAAAAUGCUAUCUAAAUGGGAGCUACUGCAAUAUGUCCUUUUCCUUAGGAAUACCACCCAACAAAAGUCAACUUCAUUCCCUGUGAAGACCGAAGGGACCUAACUUUGCUGUCUUGACCUUGAUCUGAACCCUUCAUCCCUCCUCAUUACCACCACCAUUUGUUUUUUGUUUUUUGGUGAGGCAACUGGGGUUAAGUGACUUGCCCAGGGUCACACAGCUAGUAAGUAUCAAGUGUCUGAGGCUGAAUUUGAACUCAGGUCCUCCUGAAUCCAGGGCCAGUGCUUUAUCCACUGCACCACCUAGCUGCCCCAUCCAUUUGGUUUUUUUCCUAUGGAAUGGAGAUAGGCCUCUGUCCCUCUUUAUCUCAGGGCUAAAUGGGUAUGAGGUAUCCAUUGCCUCCUCUUCUGGUUGGUAUUCAAGUCCUACACCCAAGUUCAUGCCAGCCCCAUUGGGACAUUCCUCUCAUUUAGAUUCACUAAAGGAACCAAGAAAAACUUUCCCAGACCUGACUCAUAUUCCAUCAGGAGCCACUCAUGGUAAUUGAAAAAUCAAACAUUCUUUGGCAAAUAUGUAUCAAAAAGUUCACUGUCCACACAGCCAGAAGAAAUAUACUGAUAAUCCUGGUAGACUCAAUUUCUAAUCCAUGAAGCAAUGUCUUAAGUCUGUUUGGGGUGCUUGUACUUUGUGACAAAAUGUAUGUAACACUGAAAUAUUUACUGAACUCCUCACUAGUUGAGGUAUUUUUUCAAAAAAAAGUAUUUUAUUAUUUUCCAGUUACAUGUAAGGAUAGUUUUCAACAUUUGUUUUCAAAGGAUUUUUAGUUUCAAAUUUUUCUCCCACCCUCCCUUCUCCCCAAGACA
This is a messenger RNA of Dromiciops gliroides (monito del monte), 5897 nucleotides long. It is a transcript of the gene CDH5, whose product is annotated as cadherin 5. Gene Ontology annotation, cellular component: plasma membrane; catenin complex; adherens junction. NCBI's taxonomy places the organism in Eukaryota, Metazoa, Chordata, Mammalia, Microbiotheria, Microbiotheriidae. Gene Ontology annotation, biological process: vasculature development; cell morphogenesis; calcium-dependent cell-cell adhesion. Gene Ontology annotation, molecular function: calcium ion binding; cadherin binding. Bases 145 to 2517 code for a protein of 790 amino acids. The record is from RefSeq and is a predicted model, not a curated record. The transcript is spliced from 12 exons.